Dermacentor silvarum is the source of this 1970-nucleotide messenger RNA. RefSeq lists its product as uncharacterized. The record is from RefSeq and is a predicted model, not a curated record. The coding region runs from base 165 to 1970 and encodes 601 amino acids. Lineage: Eukaryota; Metazoa; Arthropoda; Arachnida; Ixodida; Ixodidae. Gene Ontology annotation, molecular function: carbonate dehydratase activity; zinc ion binding. Gene Ontology annotation, cellular component: plasma membrane. The transcript has 11 exons.
GUGUUCAGUACAGCGAAUCUGUCUGCGUAUCUCGCGAUGAGUAGGUUAAAGAGGAGCGCUCCACCACCACACCAACGUGUAUCUGCUUCUCCGUGACCAUCAGCUGGAAGCUGUCAGGCGGCUGGGCGCAGAGUUAUACAACUGAACUACGCUCCCUACUUAUAAUGGGUCGCUUCUCGUUCAAAAAGAGGGAUUCGACUAUUUCGUUGGGCUGCUGUCUCAUUCUGCUCGCCGCAUGUCGCGGGGCGGACGAAUGGACUUACGGAGACGGGGUCGCUCAAUGGCCGUACCUUCAGUUGAACGUGGAGAAUCAGUGCGGCGGAUACUACCAAUCACCCAUAAACAUAGUGGACAGGUGGACAAUCUACGACCAGUCGCUUGACGUCGUUCAGUACUACGGGUACCUGGACCCGUUGCAAAACGUAUCCAUUGUGAACAACGGGCACACGGUUGAAUUCUCUUCGAGUAAAGCCAGUCAAGUUGUGAUCACCGGCCGAGGCCUCAAUGGAGCGUACGGUUUUCAGAAAUUCCACUUCCACUGGGGAAAUCGCUCCAACAUCGGCUCUGAACACCAGAUCAAUGGCUUUGUCUUUCCCAUGGAGAUGCACCUGGUACACAUGAACAAGAAGUACAGCACGGGUGAAGAGGCCCUCAAGCAUCCCGACGGCAUCGCGGUCGUCGCGGUGUUCUUCGAGGUGAGCCGGAACGACAACCCGGCGCUGAGCAGCAUCGUGCAAGCUCUGCGCAAGAUGCGCAGUGAAAGCAGCACUCGAGCGAACCUGGCUUACAUUCCGCCUCUGCGACAGCUGAUGCCCCAAAACGCGCAGCAGUACUACCGCUACCAGGGCUCCCUCACCACUCCGCCGUGCUCCGAGGCGGUCACCUGGACAGUGCUCAGGAGUCCGAGCGGAAUCAGCGAAGCACAGCUGCAAGCCUUCCGUGACCUACAAGUCGCCCAUGGUAAUGGAAGCAGCACUGAAAACCUCGUCAACAACUUCCGUCCUAUCAAACCCUUGAAUGGCCGCUACGUCUUCAGGAACUUCCCAUAUUGUACGUGGUCGUGGCCCCAGUACCACUGCAUAGCCAACAACUCGUGCGGCGGGACGGAGCAGUCGCCGGUGAACAUCGAGACGUUCAGUGUGCUGCACGACAUCGCCAUGAAGGCGCUCGAGUUCGUGGGUCACGACGUGCCGUUCGACAACUUCACAGUCAACAACGACGGCCUUUCUCUGACCCUCAAGGCGUCACCACCAGACGCGACGACGAGGACGGUGCGGGGCGGUCGGCUGCCGGGCACGUUCGUGUUCCAGUACGCGCUCUUCCACUGGGGAUCCAGCUUGCGCCAGGGCUCCGAGCACCUUCUCGACGGUAUCGCCUACCCCAUGGAGGCUUCGUUCGUUGACUUCGAGUCGGUGAAGGCGAUGCGGACCAUCCUGGCUGCGGCGCUGAACUCCAGCGCCCCGAGCAAACGUCGUCGACGCCGCCUUCUUCCUUGGAUGGUGCGCCGCCUCAAGGGCAGUGGCAGCAGCGCAUCAGGGGACUCGGACAAGGACGUGCCUCGGCUGACGCUGGUCAGCCUGAUGCCACCUGUGAGCCGAGACGAGUUCUACACGUACCGUGGCUCGCUCACCAUGCCUCCGUGCACGGAAUCCGUCAGCUGGACCGUCUUCAACAGGCAGGCAUUCAUCUCUGAGUCACUGGCGUCCCGGGUGACAAGCCUUGCGGUCCUCAGCCCGACACUGCCACGCCGCCCGGUCCGCGGUGACGUCAGCAGGGUAGCCAGCCCGAUUACCGCAGCGUCUCUGCGGAAACCUCGCGCCGUUUUGUCUCCGACCCGGCCUCCUGGCUCGGCAGCGCCUAGUCGCGUGGGUAGCCCCACGGAAGGUUACGCCCCCGCGAAUCGUCCUGCCCGCUUUGUGGCACCUAGUCGUGCUGGAAGCCCCACAGUCGCCUACGCGGCCGCGAAGUGA